Messenger RNA from Cordyceps fumosorosea ARSEF 2679, 399 nucleotides. RefSeq names its product Golgi apparatus membrane protein tvp-23. Lineage: Eukaryota; Fungi; Ascomycota; Sordariomycetes; Hypocreales; Cordycipitaceae. Gene Ontology annotation, cellular component: Golgi membrane. The transcript has 3 exons. The coding region runs from base 1 to 399 and encodes 132 amino acids. The record is from RefSeq and is a predicted model, not a curated record. Gene Ontology annotation, biological process: vesicle-mediated transport; protein secretion.
AUGGGUCAUCAAAAGCAUAACAUCGCCGGCCGCCGCCUCGUCGGCCUCCGCUGGUGGAACGAGGUCGACCCGGCCACCGGCGACUCCCAGUGGGUCUUUGAGAGCAGCGAGCCUGGCACCAAGGUCGUCAACCCGACCGACUCCCGCUUCUUCUGGCUCAGCCUCUACGUCCAGCCGCUGCUGUGGAUCCUGCUCGCCGUCCUGGCCCUCGUCCGUCUGCAGUUCCUGUGGCUGCCCCUCGUCGUCAUCGCCUUGGUUCUGACGGUCAUGAAUACGCUCGCCUUCUCGCGCUGCGACAAGUUCAGCCAGGCGUCCAACUUGGCCGGCAGCGCGCUUGGCAGCACCAACUUCGCGAGCGCGCUGGCCUCCAACGUGGUCGGCCGCUUCUUCUCCCGCUAA